Messenger RNA from Aureobasidium musti, 672 nucleotides. Lineage: Eukaryota; Fungi; Ascomycota; Dothideomycetes; Dothideales; Saccotheciaceae. The record is from the annotation of a GenBank genome assembly.
ACACGAAAACUCAUAAUGGCACCCCGACAAGCACCUCGUGCACCACCAGCAAAACGCCGCAAGACAACCACUCAAGUCGAAGAACUGAAAUUUGAUCCCGAGGCGCGCAACGAAUGGCUCACGGGCUUCCGCAAGAGAAAGCAACAGCGCAUCAAGCAUGCCCAAGAACAGUCCGCCAAGAUUGAAANNAGGAAGAGAAGGUCAAGGCGAGAAAAGAGAAAAGUAGACUUAGAACGUCAUGUCGCCGAAGUAAACGACCUGCUCAGAAAAGCGAACAAAGACUCGGACGACGAAACAUCUGCCGCUGAAGACGAAGAAGAAUGGGAUGGCAUCGCUUCACCACCGAGACCGUCCAUUGACGGUGUGGACGAGUAUGUCGACGAGGACAAGUACACAACCGUCACCAUCGAAGCCAUGGAAGACGCAAAAGCUUUCACGAAAGAUUCAGACGAUGAGGAGCAGACUACUGUGGUGAAAGAGGACGCCGAUGGCAAGGNNGAUGGCGAUGUGGUCAAGAAGAAGACGGUCUGGUCAAAAGGGAAGAAGGUGGAUCCCAAGAGCAAGCCCAAGAAGAAGAAGUUCAGAUACGAGAGCAAGGGCGAGAGAAAGGAGACUCGCAACAAGCAAAAGGCAAAGAAUGCCGCUGCGAAGAAGGCUAGAGAGGGAAAGUGA